Messenger RNA from Lachancea dasiensis, 1305 nucleotides. NCBI's taxonomy places the organism in Eukaryota, Fungi, Ascomycota, Saccharomycetes, Saccharomycetales, Saccharomycetaceae. The record is from the annotation of a GenBank genome assembly.
AUGAAUGAAUUUGUGGAGACCAUUGAGUCCUCAGAUAUGGGAAUCGAGGUUUACUUUGCGAAUGGGCUGCGGAAGAUCAAGCCUUACUAUCAUUCUCGAACCUCUUUCGCUAAGGGACGAUGGUUAAAUCGGAAAUUACUCGAGGUCUUGAGCUCUGAGUUUAGAUCGCAAUCCAGUGAAGAAUAUGCCAAGGCCAUCAUCCGGCAGGAGUUUCAAAUUAUCCGCGAGAACAUUGCUCUUAGUGCAGAAGAAACGCUACAGACAACCAUUCAAAAUAAAGAUCUUAUCAAAACCACCUCUCAUAAACAUGAACCUCCAGUAAAACAAUGGAACAGCGAAGAGAUAAGCAAGAAGGGUUCAACCAUUGCAGGGAUCGAGAUCAUCCACGAAUGUGAUGAAAUGCUAGUUCUCAACAAACCUAGCGGAGUUCCAAUCCAUCCUACGGGCCAAUACUAUCAAAAUACGUUGGUGGAAAUUUUAAACACACAUGGCAGGAGCGUGCUCCCUAGCCACAGGCUCGACAAGGUCACUUCUGGGGUUUUAAUACUGGCCAAAAACUCUAUCAUGGCAAAUAAAAUCCAGCGGAAUAUCAGGGAGCACCGUAUGCAAAAAGUGUACUUGGUACGGGUUGAUGGGCAAUUUCCUAAAGUGGAUACCCUAGGUGAUUCAGAUGCCACUAAAAUUACAAUGUUCUCCAAGUUAUUUAGCAACCCAAGCAAAUUUACCACUGAAAAAUCUGCAAUGUUCACUGUCGAGAUGAAGAAACAAUUUCCAGCAGCAUUUUCUGUUGCCCGUGAAGCAACCACGAUUUUCUAUCCAGUGAAGUACUUUCCGGAUACGAAUGAGACUCUAGUAGCUUGCCAACCGCUCACUGGCCGUACACACCAGAUAAGAAUCCAUCUAGCAAGGUUGGGUCAUCCGAUAUCAAACGAUUCUUUCUACAACUAUAAAAUAACUAAAUUCCCGCGAAGGUUGAGUUUUAUCCUGGGUGUAAAUGACUGGAACGACGGAAAGCAUGCUACGGCGGAUCUGGAAAUCCACUUUGACGAAUUUGUUCGAGAGUCGGAGAAAGUUCAGCUUAACAGUUGUUCUUCGAGCAACAAAACAUGUCCUGAAUGUGGAGGUAAACUAUACUCUGACCCAGAGCUUAGAGAUUUAGAGCUGUAUUUACACGCUUGGAAAUAUUCAGAUGUGGAGGGUGAAAUGAGUUUCGAAACAAGCCUACCCGCUUGGGCCUUCAACAACGACCCUUAUCAUGAAAAUCGUUCGUUUACCAGCCGACCAAACUUUUCCCUACCACCCUGA